AUGGCAUGGGUGUUCGAAAUCGCGGGACCUGCUGCAUCGUGCACGUAUUGCUUUAACGACACGACAUUGGUGCCGCUUCUUCCCUUAUGCUUCCGCGAACCGGGCGACCCUGCGCGACGGUGCCACUCUAACAAAGGCUCGCCGCUUCCCUUUGAGCUGGAAGUGGAGGUCAUGUCUCGAGCAAUGCCCAUUGUCGCGGUGAUUUCGGAACUGAGCAUCUCGGAGUUGCUGGUCUUUCUGACUGGCUACACCAUGGACCUCGGGAAGAUGGCUUUCCUUGGCUUUUUGCACGACAACCACCUCGGGAAUCUGCUGGUGGUGACAAGCCUAACGGGUGCAAAGAAGAUAACCUGGCAUGACUUCGGCACUCGAAGCUACUUUCACAGCAGGUGA
Messenger RNA from Symbiodinium necroappetens, 393 nucleotides. The record is from the annotation of a GenBank genome assembly. Lineage: Eukaryota; Dinophyceae; Suessiales; Symbiodiniaceae.